Messenger RNA from Aspergillus niger, 984 nucleotides. RefSeq lists its product as uncharacterized. The coding region runs from base 1 to 984 and encodes 327 amino acids. The record is from RefSeq and is a predicted model, not a curated record. The transcript is spliced from 6 exons. Lineage: Eukaryota; Fungi; Ascomycota; Eurotiomycetes; Eurotiales; Aspergillaceae.
AUGAACAGGCGCCGCCGUGAUAAGAUCCAACGAGGAGGAUCGACCCGCGAUAGCAAGACCCAGUGGACAGGACAUGCAGCAAUGGAACCACCGUGGCUUGCUUUGCUUUUGUCUAUUAAGCUCAUAGGCACGGUCAGAGGCCCGCCAUGGAGGGGAUCUACUGUACGAUCGCAGACAGACCCUGACAUCCGGUCUGGUUGUCAGUUGGACGGGUUCCUAUCGGGUGAGCAAGGCACAGCAGCUUCUCGCCGGGUGACAGGAAGUGGACGACAGAAGUUGGCAGCAGAUCUUGCUGUUCCCCAAACUAUUGUCUCUACGAACCUCUCCAAGGUGAUCUCCGACUACGAGGCUUCUGGAUGGGUAAUCAGCCAGCCACAGGGACCACUGCACACGAGCUGCAGAAGUACCGGGCCCAUUGUUCAGGGCCAGACCCACCGGUUGUGCAGGAGAGAUGCUGAUUGCAGGGAAGGACCGAGUAGUAGAGAAGAUGCAGGAAGAAAGCAGGAGAAUACUAGCCAACCUGCUGUCCACCACACCGGAUGCAGUAGAAAACCACACAGUGAUUCGUGUGUCAGACUGGCAGCUGCAGUUCACCAGAAAGCUGUGAGGGACCGUCCGACGCGAAAGUUCUGUCGGGAUGAGCUUUGGUUCAUCGCUAGUGGCAGGAUCCGCACCGAUAGAUCAGAGAAAGUCGGAUCCGCUCGGGCCAGCCGGUCGGAAGGCACCCUCCUGAUUGGCGGCUGGUGGCGUCUCCUUUUCUCUUCCCCCCCGUGGAUCCCAUCCACUGCUGGCUGCAUUGCAAUUGAACCACUCCUGCAAUUUGGUCCCAACUGGCUGGCAUCUAAUUCCAGACCGAGCCAGGAUUACUGCAAAUGGGUAAUUGAGGAAGGAAAACAGUCAAAUCGGGCCGAGAUCGAUCAGUCCGUGGAUCACCAGCUGGGGAUCGCCUGCAAAAUGGAGCCACUAUUGAUGCUUGCUUUUUGA